Messenger RNA from Momordica charantia (bitter melon), 1473 nucleotides. Its product is annotated as RNA-binding KH domain-containing protein. Gene Ontology annotation, biological process: regulation of mRNA splicing, via spliceosome. Lineage: Eukaryota; Viridiplantae; Streptophyta; Magnoliopsida; Cucurbitales; Cucurbitaceae. Gene Ontology annotation, molecular function: mRNA binding. The record is from RefSeq and is a predicted model, not a curated record. Gene Ontology annotation, cellular component: nucleus.
GGGUAGAAAAAGGCGCAUCCCACAUUGCCAAUUUGCCAUUGCCACUCACUGAUUCCAUUGCGACAAACAAGAAGAAGAAGAAGAAGAAGAAGAAGAAGAAGAUUACAGUGAAGAAGCACGCAUCGAUCUUCUCUUCCCCUCUUCUGCCUGUAGGGCUUUCAUUUUCCGAUUCACCGACGCCAUUACACCCCCGAUUCAUCGUCUUCCUCGCUCUUUCUGAACAGUUUGUGCGUGAUGGGGGAGAGAACCCCACCUGGGAGUUACUUCCAUUACCCUCCCCCUUCGGCCCACGCAUCUCCUCACAGGACCCCUUCAAUUCCCUCCUCAGAUCGGGAGAGGUAUCUAACUGAAUUGCUAUCGGAGAGACAAAAGUUGGGUCCCUUCGUCCAAGUUUUACCUCAUUGUAGCAGACUUCUGAAUCAGGAAAUCAGACGGCUAUCAGGCCUUAAUCAAACUUCUGUGGAUCAUGAGAGAUUUGAGCAUGGGAGUCCUUACCGAUCACUAGGCCAGCUAUCGAAUGGAAGACCAAUGGACUUGGAAGGAUGGCCUCCAAUGCAAAUGGAGGGAAGUGGACACGUCCAUGGGAUGGCUCCCCUUCAAGCUCAUUCAAUGGGUUGGCCGAGGGUGCAAGGAAUUCCUACUACGCCAAUAGUGAAGCGAGUCGUUAGACUUGAUGUACCUGUUGACAAAUAUCCGAAUUAUAAUUUUGUUGGACGACUUCUGGGACCACGUGGAAACUCCUUGAAAAGAGUUGAAGCCUUGACAGAGUGUAGGGUGUACAUAAGAGGCAAGGGCUCUAUCAAAGAUGCUUUAGAGGAAGAGAAACUAAAGGACAAGCCUGGAUAUGAGCAUCUUAAUGAGCCAUUGCAUCUGUUGGUUGAGGCAGAAUUCCCCGAGGAUACAAUAAACUCACGCUUGGAUAAUGCAGUGGCAGUUUUAGAAAGCCUUUUGAAGCCUGUGGAUGAAUUGCUAGAUCAAUACAAGAAGCAACAACUUAGAGAACUGGCAUUACUAAAUGGCACCCUAAGGGAGGAAAGUCCGAGUAUGAGCCCGAGCAUGUCCCCGUUUAACAGCACGGGGCUCAAACGGGCCAAGACGGGAAGGUAGGGGAGCAACUUCUGGAUGACGAGCUUCACCGACACUCUGUUCGAUCCAUGGAAGCUGUUUUCUCCAUCAUCGAACGGCAAAGUUAAUUCCGAGAGCUUUUGCUGUCUUCUUCACCAUCAUGCUCAAUUGGCCAAGAGUUUUGCUGAUUUUGCUCUCAUAAAUCUGAUGGCCUAUGCUGUUUGACUGACGACUUAUUUCCUUAAUAUGGGAAGGAGGGGAGAGCCCUCCCCAUUUGAACAUUAUUUCAUUUUUUUUCCCUAAAGUAGUUAUUUGAUUUAGGUUAAAUUAUAAAUUUAGUCCCUAAACUUUUAGUCUUUAAAUUUUAAAUCAAUUACAGUUCUAAAUGAUUCUAUGUAGGUUUUGAUA